Molecule: messenger RNA, 4269 nt
Organism: Cygnus olor (mute swan)
Lineage: Eukaryota; Metazoa; Chordata; Aves; Anseriformes; Anatidae
Gene: MEF2D
Product: myocyte enhancer factor 2D
Exons: 10
Coding region: 90-1670 (526 amino acids)
Biological process (GO): cell differentiation; positive regulation of transcription by RNA polymerase II
Molecular function (GO): RNA polymerase II cis-regulatory region sequence-specific DNA binding; protein dimerization activity; DNA-binding transcription factor activity, RNA polymerase II-specific
Source: RefSeq, a predicted model, not a curated record
GCUUUUUCAUGAAAGCCUUUUAAAAAGGGGGCUCCUCUUCGCCUCCCCUGAGCCGAGUCGCCCCGCUGCGGUGAGGAUUUCCCGAGAAGAUGGGGAGAAAAAAGAUCCAGAUCCAGCGGAUCACGGACGAGCGCAACCGGCAGGUGACCUUCACCAAGCGCAAAUUCGGCUUGAUGAAGAAAGCCUACGAGCUGAGCGUCCUGUGCGACUGCGAGAUCGCCUUGAUCAUCUUCAACCACUCCAACAAGCUGUUCCAGUACGCCAGCACCGACAUGGACAAGGUGCUGCUCAAGUACACCGAGUACAACGAGCCCCACGAGAGCCGGACCAACGCGGACAUCAUCGAGACGUUAAGAAAGAAAGGUUUUAACGGCUGUGACAGCCCGGAGCCCGACGGAGAUGACUCGAUAGACCAGAGCCCCUUGAUGGAGGAUAAAUACCGUAAAGGCAGCGAGGAUCUGGAUAUCCUGUUCAAGCGAUACGGUUCCGCAGUGCCCGCGCCGAACUUCGCCAUGCCGGUGACGGUUCCCGUGACCAACCAGAGCACGCUGCAGUUCAGCAACCCGGGGAGCUCGCUGGUCACCCAGUCCCUCGUCACCUCGUCGCUCACCGACCCCCGGCUCCUCUCGCCGCAGCAGCCGGCGCUGCAGAGGAACACCGUGUCCCCGGGGCUGCCGCAGCGGCCGGCCAGCGCAGGGGCGAUGCUCGGCGGAGACCUGAACACCACGAACGGAGCCUGCCCGAGCCCCGUGGGCAACGGCUACGUGAGCGCCCGCGCCUCGCCGGGUCUCCUCCCCGUCUCCAACGGCAGCACCUUGGGCAAAAUCAUCCCGGCCAAGUCCCCGCCGCCGCCGCCGCCCUCGCACGGCGCCCAGCUGGCCGCCAACAGCCGCAAGCCGGACCUGCGCGUGAUCACCUCGCAGAGCGGCAAGGGGCUCAUGCACCAUUUGACGGAGGACCACUUGGCUCUGCAGAACACGCAGCGGUUAGGUGUCUCCCAGGCGACCCACUCUUUAACCACGCCGGUGGUUUCGGUGGCCACCCCGAGCCUGCUGACGCAGGGGCUGCCUUUCUCGGCCAUGCCCACCGCCUACAACACAGAUUAUCAGCUGACGAGCGCUGAGUUGUCCUCGCUGCCCGCGUUCAGCUCACCCGGGGGCUUGUCCCUUGGCAACAUCUCUGCCUGGCAGCAGCAGCAGCAGCAGCAGCAGCAACAGCAGCAGCAGCAGCAGCAACAGCAGCAGCAGCAGCAACAACAGCAGCAGCAACAGCAGCAGCAGCAGCAGCAGCAGCAGCAGCAGCAGCAGCAGCACCUCGUUCCCGUCUCGCUAGGGAACUUAAUACAAGGGAGCCACUUGUCUCACACCACCACUUUGACUGUCAACACCAACCCCAACAUCAGCAUCAAGUCGGAGCCCGUCUCGCCCAACCGGGAACGAAACACUGCCACCCCGCUCAGCACCUUCCCCCACCAGCCCCGGCACGAGCCCACCGGCCGCUCGCCCGUCGACAGCCUCAGCAGCAACACCAGCUCCUACGAGGGCAGCGAGCGGGACGAUCCCGCCCGCGCCGAUUUCGGCUCCUCCCUGGGGCUCCUGCGCCCCAGCAGCGAGCCCGAGGGGGAGAGCCCCUCGGUGAAGCGCAUGCGGUUGGAUACCUGGGUCACAUAACGGGGUCCCCGCCGUCCCUUUUUUUUUGGGGGGGGGGGGGGGGGGGGAGGAGGGGAGGCUCCGCCGGCUCGCAGCGGGGAAGGGGAGGGUGUGUGUGUGGGGGGGAGGGCUACGGGGUGAAGCGGGUUAGGGGUUGGGGUGGGGUUGGGGAGAUUAUCAUAAACUGCCUGAGAAAUAGCUUUAGGAUUUUGUAGGCAUUCAUUCUAGCACAGCGGGCGGCGCGCGCGGCGAGGCCGGCUGGGGGCGGCGAGGAUGGGGAUGGAGGCGGGGGGGGGGGGGGGGGGGGGCGGCGAAAAUCGGAUGGCUGCGUCCGUGCCGGAAGGAGCGGUCCCCGGCGGGGCUCAUCCCUGCGGGGACAGCGGGGACGAGGGGUCCCGGGGUUGGGACAUCCCCGGAGCAGAGCUUCUGCGGGGGGCGAGGGGCGAUGGGGCGCGUGCUGGCAGGCGCUGAGCAUCCCCGGAACGCCUCGUGCUGCCCCGAGAGCCCGGGGCAGGGAGAGGAGGCUCGGCCGUGUGAAAUCGGGCUGAAAUCCUCCCAAAAAGAGGCUGCCCGAGGGCCACGUCCUCCGCUGGUCCCCAGGUAGCGGCGGGCAGGAGCGGGGUUCCUGCCGGGAUGGAGCGCAGCGCGCGCGUCCUUCGCCACGGGAAAGUGUCGGGGGCACGAGAGGCAGAUUUUUUAAGGCUUAAUCCUGACUUUUGGGUUGAAACUUAGCUACAGAGAGCAUCUUUUCCUGCAGAUAAGGGAACUGUGUCUGGCCGCAGUCACGUUAAACCUGCCCUGACCUCUCCUGGCCGCGUCCUGCGGGGUGCAGGUGGAGCCCGGCCGUGGUGGCGCUGGUUUUGAAGAAAUUGCGGUUUUUACCAAACAAAAGGCGCAAAUGCAUUUCAAAUGCAUUCCCAUCCCACGUGGGUCAAAGCUUUAAAUUAGAGGAAUAGGAGCAAAUAGCGUUUAUUUAGGGAUGCAGCUGAAAUAACGCCCUUGGGAUUUCGCCCGAAGGCCUCGGAAGACGGGGAUGAGCCACGCGGAAAAUCUGCUGCAGCCUCAGCCGCGUGAUCCAGGGGCAGGAAAAAGGGCACGAGGGAGACGGGGGAAGUUGUGGUGCUGCCGGCUGCUCCGGCGGGUCCCCUGGGUGCCGCAGCCUUUCGGGCUUUCCCCUGCAGGCUCUCUGCUCUGGGAUGCCGUCCCCAUCCCCGUCCCCGUCCCUGUUCCCGGCGGGGGAUGACCUUGGGGACAUCCCUCACGCCGGCAGCGCUCCCCCUCCGCUGAAGGUCGCGGUUGCAAAACGGCACAAAACCUGCCCAAACGCCUCCCCGCCAGCAGCAGCUGGUGGCAGAGGCUGCCCUGGGGCCUGCGUUGUGGGGAGAGGAGCGAAAAUUCCCGGUGGGAUUCACCCCCCCACCCCGGCUUCUUGCUUCUCCCAGAGACCUCCGCAGAGCGUGGGGUUUCCAGCCCAGCCUGCUGAAACGGGGAGUGUUGCGUGAAAACGUGCUUGGGUGAUGUCAAAGGAGAAGCCAAUUGGUGUUUUUCUAAAGUUUUUCCACCCCUUUUUUUUUUUUUUUUUCCCCCAAUGUGAUUUCCCCUAAGUGUCUUAAUUGGAAAAAGCAACAGAAAAAAAGUAAACGGUUGUGAUGGAAUGAACGUGGGCAACUUAAAGCGAGUAGUUUGAGGCGAGGAGACAGAACGUCCUCCAGAAAUCAGGUGGAAAGAAACGGCUAGGAGAAACGAUGGCCGGGGAGGGAAGCACGGGGUGCUCCUCCUGUCCCUGCACGAGCCGCCAGCUGGAAGAAGCAUCACGAAGACUUCCCCAGCCAGGCCCCGCCGCUUCUCACCCCAAAAUCCCCGCGCAGGGCAAUGCCACGCGCCACCGGCUCACCCAGGGACGUGCCGGGCGGAGAUUUCCUAACGAAAAGCUUUGAAAUAUCAAACCGUUCCCACAUUUUUUUUUUUUCUUUUUGAUGAAAAAUUCUCGCUUUCCUCUCCCGAUCCAGCACGGCGCUCCCGAGGGACUCGGGCGGGCGAUGGGAGCCCCCGCAGGCUCCCGGCAGGUUUUGUGCGGUUCUGCUGCAGCACCUCUCUCCCCGCGCCCCAAGCCUUGCCCAGCGCUUACUGGGGCGUACUGGGAGGCUUCGUGUCGCGAGCGGGGCGGGGGGGCGGACGUGCCUCUGUCCGUCCGUCUGUCCAGGAGGCAGGAGCCCCCCCCGCGCGCUCCCCACCGCUUUCCGUCACCGUCCGGCUCUGCCCCGCGGAGCCGCACCGCAGCUCUUUGCACGGCCUUGCUUUGGAAAUUAGGCGGGAUUGACGACGACGUCUCAUCGGUAUCAUUUUGUUUUCUUUCCUUCUUCACCGUCCUGCGAGGAAAACCAAACCACAACCAAACGUUUUCCGCCCCGCCGGGGGGGGGAGCGGGAGGGCGGCGGCGACGCUCCCCCGGGGGGAGGCGAGGAGCGCCGGGCACCCUGCGGCGCCGAGCAGCGGCACGCGGCCGUGCGGGGGGCAACGAAACAUUUCCGCUCAUGGACUUCACGCCCCGACUCCCGCGCUCACACCUCUACCUUGAAGCUGAGAGCCUGGAAAAAGAGGAAAAAAACAAACAAACAAA